This is a messenger RNA of Jatropha curcas, 768 nucleotides long. RefSeq lists its product as uncharacterized. NCBI's taxonomy places the organism in Eukaryota, Viridiplantae, Streptophyta, Magnoliopsida, Malpighiales, Euphorbiaceae. The record is from RefSeq and is a predicted model, not a curated record.
ACAUUAGAAUUGUCAUAAUCUAUGAGCUCCCAAAAAUGGUUGCAACUGUUAACUUUCAAUAAAGUUAUAACUACUCCUCUAAAUAGCCAAAGCAAGAUUUUCUUUCUUUCCUUUGUCCUCUAUAACCUAACCUUAAAUUCUUGAAUCUAUCAAUCUUCUGUGUAAGUGAUUCUUUCUUUUUCUUUUUCUUUUUCUUCUUUCAAUGGAAGGUUUUAGAUCCAAGUCUUGCAGAGAUGGAAGGAUGCAAAUAGAGGAAUACUAUGGAGGCAACAGCAGCAAAGCAGCACCCACAAGCAUGCAAGAUUUAAGGUCUUAUAGUGUAAGCUAUGCAGGUUCUACAGUACAACAACCAAAUCCGUUUGGGAAAGAAUUGAAGAUCAAGAAAGGGAAAAGCAAUAAUAAUAUUGGGUCAUCUUCAAAAAGCUGGAGUUUUAAGGAUCCUGAAUUGCAAAGGAAAAAAAGAGUUGCUAGCUAUAAGGUUUAUGCUGUGGAAGGCAAAAUGAAAGGUUCUUUAAGAAAGAGCUUCAGGUGGAUCAAAGACACAUAUACUCAAGUGGUUUAUGGAUGGAGAUGAUCGAAGUUAAGCAUUUCCACAUUCCCACAUUUCUUGUUCAAGAAAAACAAAGAAAAAGAAAAAAGAAACACUUUCUUUAUUGUGUUUUUGUGUGUUUUCUUUUCUUGUAAUGGAUAUUGGGAGAGGCCAAGAUCUGAUGUAUUUCUCUUAUUAAAAUCUAUAAAUGUUACUUAAGUUUAUAGUAUUGUUGUUGA